Molecule: messenger RNA, 1507 nt
Organism: Musa acuminata AAA Group (dessert banana)
Lineage: Eukaryota; Viridiplantae; Streptophyta; Magnoliopsida; Zingiberales; Musaceae
Product: lysine histidine transporter 1-like
Exons: 7
Coding region: 1-1317 (438 amino acids)
Biological process (GO): amino acid transmembrane transport
Cellular component (GO): membrane
Molecular function (GO): amino acid transmembrane transporter activity
Source: RefSeq, a predicted model, not a curated record
AUGAGCGAGCCGGAACGCAAUGACCUGCAGCAGAGCAAGGAGAAGGCCAUCGACGACUGGCUUCCCAUCACCUCGAACCGGAGCGCCAAGUGGUGGUACUCUGCCUUCCACAAUGUCACGGCCAUGGUCGGCGCCGGCGUCCUCAGCUUGCCCUACGCCAUGGCAGAACUCGGAUGGGGGCCUGGCGUGGCGGUGCUCGUCUUGUCGUGGAUCAUCACCUUGUACACCCUAUGGCAGAUGGUGGAGAUGCACGAGAUGGUCCCUGGCAAGCGAUUCGACCGCUACCACGAGCUGGGACAGCAUGUGUUUGGAGAAAAGCUCGGGCUCUGGAUCAUCGUCCCGCAGCAGCUGAUCGUGGAGGUCGGCACCGACAUCGUGUACAUGGUCACCGGUGGCAGGUCCAUCAAGAAGUUCCACGACACCAUCUGCCCCGACUGCAAGAACAUCAAGCUUUCUUACUUCAUCAUGAUCUUCGCCUCCGUGCAGUUUGUUCUCUCUCAGCUUCCCGACUUCAACUCCAUCUCAGGCGUCUCCUUGGCCGCGGCUGUCAUGUCCCUCAGCUACUCUACCAUUGCCUGGGUUGCAUCCGUGGAGAAAGGCCAACCAGAUGUUGAUUACAGCUACAAGGCUUCAACCACAACAGGAGUUGUCUUCAACUUCCUCAGUGCGCUGGGAGAUGUUGCCUUUGCAUAUGCAGGGCACAAUGUGGUGCUGGAAAUCCAAGCAACCAUACCUUCCACUCCUGAGAAGCCUUCGAAGAAACCAAUGUGGAGGGGUGUGGUUGUUGCUUACCUUGUUGUUGCUAUUUGCUACUUCCCUGUUGCUCUAAUUGGAUACUGGGCCUUUGGCAAUGUUGUUGAUGACAACAUUCUCAUCACCCUUGAGAAGCCAAGGUGGUUGAUUGCAACGGCCAAUAUAUUCGUCGUGAUCCAUGUCAUCGGAAGUUAUCAGAUCUAUGCCAUGCCUGUGUUUGACAUGAUAGAAACAGUGCUUGUCAAGAAAUUCCACCUUCCGCCAGGUCUUACUCUUCGCUUAGUUGCAAGAAGUGCUUAUGUUGCAUUUACAAUGUUCGUGGGCAUAGCUGUCCCUUUCUUUGGGGGUUUGCUUGGGUUUCUCGGAGGCUUUGCAUUUGCACCAACAACUUAUUUUCUCCCCUGCAUCAUGUGGCUAGCUAUCUACAAGCCAAAGAAGUUCAGCUUGUCUUGGAUCACAAACUGGAUCUGCAUUAUACUGGGGGUUCUACUGAUGAUCUUAUCACCUAUUGGAGGAAUGAGGACGAUCAUAUUAAGUGCAAAGGACUACGCAUUUUUCUCAUGACCUUGCCAAUCAACUAUGUAGAUGGCAACAAGAUUAGCCUGACAUGCUUGAUUCAUUGUAUUACCAAAAUGGUGCUCAUUAGAUAUGAACAAAAUGUCAUCAACUACAGACACUGUAGUUAGGCUGUCUUUGAAAACACAUUUGCAUUCUUAAUAUGCAGUUGGAGAAAAGGGGUUGAGUGAAUGUGCAA